AUGUCACAACAGCCUGCUCCCGCCUCAUCCGACCUCGCGCAGCCACCGCCAACGGCCUCUGCGUCGUCGUCGGCGGUGCCCUGGUCCGAGGUGCGCUACUUUCACCCUCCCAGCGGCACUACGAGCUCCAUACCGCCGCCGCCGAGCACCGACCCGGAACCGACGGCCUCGGAGCUCAAAUCCACCUUCCUCUCGUCGUCGCGGCCGCCUACGGGACCAGAUGCGCCGCUGCUCACCGCGGCCGCCCGCGCACGCCUGUACCCGCCCAAGCCGCGCAAGACGUACACGUCGAUCCGGCUGCGACUCCGCUUCCCGGACCGCUCCAUGCUCGAGGCGCUCCUCCCCGUCUCGGCCACCAUCGCCGACGUCUUUGCCUUGCUCCAACAUCACCUCGAUCCGGCGGUGGCCGCGGCCGCCGGCUCGCAGGCGGUGCUGUGGCAGACGAUGCCCCGAACCGAGUGGAGGGAUACCGAGCGGGAUCGGAGCGUCCGGCUCGACUCGCUGGGCUGGGCGCCCAAUGCCCUCGUCAACGUCAAGUGGACCGACGACGCCACCAUGAACCGCUCCAGCUGGCUCAAGGACGAGCUCAGAAACGCCGCUGCGCCCGUGCCGGUGCCGAGCUGGGACGAGGCCGCAUCCGCACCAGCAUCGCAGCAACAGCCGCACCAGCGCGACGACACCAAAAAGGACGACGGGAAAAAGCCGAUGCCAAAGUGGCUCAAGGGCAUCGUCAAAAAGUGA
This is a messenger RNA of Pseudozyma flocculosa PF-1, 741 nucleotides long. RefSeq lists its product as uncharacterized. The coding region runs from base 1 to 741 and encodes 246 amino acids. Gene Ontology annotation, molecular function: protein binding. The transcript is spliced from 4 exons. Lineage: Eukaryota; Fungi; Basidiomycota; Ustilaginomycetes; Ustilaginales; Ustilaginaceae. The record is from RefSeq and is a predicted model, not a curated record.